CUCUGGUGGCAGAUUUCCCGCGAAGACUGUAGCAUGCUUGCAUGUUGUCGAGAGUGGGCUAACCUGCAUUAUGCAAGAUCUUCUUAACGUAUAUCCUCGAAAUAGCUAUUAGAGAAUAUACGCAAAAUGGCGAAACAGAGUUCACUUUUCAACUUUUUUACUAAAUCACCGCCUGCUGCUAAAAGUAAGCCAAGUCCAUCACCUGUCGAGGCUGAUUUGCCUUCCUCGGUGCAGAAGUCUAACACAUCUCCAAAAGAGGAGGCCAAACAAGCAGCAAAAUCCGGCAAAAAGACGCCGGCAAAGCCCAAGGCAACCUCAACAAAAGCAGGCUUAAAUAACUUGUUCGGGAAAACAACUCCUUCAAAUGUUGUUCGAGAAAGUCCAUCAUGCACCUUCAGUGCCGGUGGUCUGGUGUGGACAAAGCUGGAAGGGCACCCCUGGUGGCCCUGUAUGGUGGUGCCCCAGCCUUUAAGCGGCCAACAGAUGCGGGGCAAGGGCCGAGACCAGCGCCUCCAUGUCCACUUCUUUGAUGAGCCCCCAACCCGAGGCUGGGUCAGCACCAAAUAUGUGCGAGAAUAUCAAGGUUCAAACAGCACUGAGGCUAAAUCAGGAGGCUUGUUCUUCAGUGGGAAGCCUGUGAUUCGGCGCGCCAUGGAGCUGGCAGACGCUGCCAUGGCCAAAAGUACAGAGGAGAGACUGAAGAUGCCACUGUGCACAGAUCCAUCUGAUGAUGAGGAAGAUGAGGAAGAUGAGAUGGAGGUUGACAACUCCACCGUGAGUGAUGAGGCGGAGUCUGAGGAAGAGGAGGUGAAGUCCGGGCGACGCUUAUCCCGGAUGGCCACUGAGAAAGGCCAGAAGUCCAAACGGCGCCGCAUCGUGGUGGCAUCCGACAGCGAAGACUCUGGUGACGAGUUCAAGCCCGACAAGGCGGAAGGCAGCAGCGAAGAGGAUGAGGACGGUGCUAGCAGCGGUGAGGAAGAGGUUGAGGAGGAGGAAGAGGAGAGCGAGCCAGAGACCGAACCGGACAGCCCCGUCAAGCCCCUGAAGCGCAAACGUCCCACGGAAAAGCCCGCGAAAGCCAAGCCCAAGGCGCUGUCUCCCUCAGAACCACCCAAGAGAAACGUCUCAGCCGCCUCAUCUGCGUCGGCAGGUGCCAAGUCCAAACUCUCGGCCUUCUCAGCGCCGACCACCUUUGACAGUGAGAGCAGCGGUGCCGGAGGAAUGGAAGGCGCCGUGACCGUGUGGGACCACGAGAAGCUGGAGUGGCUGCAGGAGGGCCGCAGGAAGGACACGCGGCGGCGGCGGCAGUCCGAGGAGGACUACGACCCCACCACGCUCUACGUGCCGGACGACUUCCUGAACCGCACCACGCCGGGCAUGCGCCGCUGGUGGGAGCUCAAGUCGAAGAUGUUCGACGCCGUGCUCUUCUACAAGGUGGGCAAGUUCUACGAGCUCUACCACAUGGACGCGGUCAUCGGCGUCAACGAGCUGGGCCUCACCUUCAUGAAGGGCGCGUGGGCGCACUCGGGCUUCCCCGAGAUCGCCUUCGGCCGUUUCUCGGACGUGCUGGUGCAGAAGGGCUACAAGGUGGCCCGCGUGGAGCAGACGGAGACGCCCGACAUGAUGGAGGCGCGCUGCAAGAAAAUGGCGCGGCCCACCAAGUUCGACCGAGUGGUGCGCCGCGAGGUGUGCCGUGUGAUCACGCGCGGCACGCAGACCUACAGCGUGCUGGACGGCGAGCCGUCCGAGAGCCACAGCAAGUACCUGCUGAGCAUAAAGGAACGGGCUGAGGGCGAGGGCGGCAGCGGGCAGUCGCACACCUACGGCGUGUGCUUUGUGGACACCUCGGUGGGCCAGUUCUAUGUGGGCCAGUUCCGCGACGACCGGCACUGCUCACGCCUGCGCACACUGGCGGCCCACUACACACCGGCGCAGGUGCUCUUCGAGAAGGGCAACCCGUCGGCCGAGACGCGCAAAAUCCUCAAGGCCUCGCUGUCUUCGGCCAUCCAGGAGGGACUCAGCGCCAGCUCGCAGUUCUGGGAUGCCCAGAAAACUCUGAAAGCCCUGGCCGAGGAGAACUACUUCAAAGAGAGCGCUGAGAAGAGCGAAGACUCUGGAGGUGCCGCCCUCCCGUCCACACUGAAAAGCAUGACCUCCGAGAGCGAUUCAUUAUGCCUUACCCCUAAAGAGGGCUAUGAGCUCGCCCUCUCGGCUCUUGGAGGUUGCAUCUUCUACCUGAAGAAGUGUCUCGUGGACCACGAGCUGCUCUCCAUGGCCAACUUCGAGGAGUACGUUCCAGUGGAUGUGGAGAUGGAGAAGUCGGAGGGAUCGUCCAGCUUUUUCGCCAAGACCCGCCAGCGAAUGGUCCUAGAUGGGGUGACCUUGGCCAACCUGGAGAUUCUCCAGAAUGGAUCCACAGGUGGUCUGGAAGGUACUCUGUUGGAGCGUCUGGACACCUGUUGCACACCUUUCGGCAAAAGACUUCUGAAGCAGUGGCUGUGUGCUCCACUGUGCAACCCGUCCUCCAUCUCGGAUCGACUGGAUGCCUUGGAAGAUCUCAUCGGCGUUCCGGCCCAGGCGUCGGAGGUGACCGAUCUCCUCAAGAAGCUUCCGGAUCUUGAGAGACUCCUAAGCAAGAUUCACAGCAUCGGCAUGCCUGCGAAGGGCCAAGACCACCCCGAUAGCCGGGCCGUCAUGUACGAGGAGGUGGUCUACAGCAAGCGCAAGAUCGUUGACUUCCUCGCCGCGCUCGAAGGGUUCAAGGCCAUGCAGGAGAUCGUGGCCGUCCUGUCGGCUGUGACCGAGGGGUUCCGCUCCAAGAUGCUCCGCCAGGUGCUGGUCCUGAAGACGGACGAUGGCGAGGGACUCUUCCCGGACCUCUCCCCCGAGCUGAAGCGCUGGGACACGGCCUUCGACCACCAGAAGGCUCGCAACACCGGCGUCAUAACCCCCAAGGCCGGCUUCGAUCCGGAGUACGAUCAGGCCUUGAGUGGGGUCAAAGACUGCGAGAGGAACCUGCAAGAGUACCUGGACCGUCAGAAGAAGAGGCUCGGCUGCAAGACUCUCUCCUACUGGGGCACCGGCAGGAACCGCUACCAGAUGGAGGUCCCGGACAGCGUGUCUGAGCGGAACAUCCCGGAGGAGUACGAGGUGAGGUCCACCAAGAAGGGCUGGAAGCGCUACUCCACCAGGGAGAUCGAGCGCUGGUUCUCCGAGCUGCAGAGCUGGGAGGAGAAGAGGGACGCCGCACUCAAGGACUGCAUGAGGAGGCUCUUCUACAACUUCGACAAGAACUACAGGGACUGGCAGACGGCCGUGGAGUGCAUGUCUGUGCUCGAUGUUCUCCUGAGCUUGUCGCGGUACAGCCAGGCAGGAGACGGGCCCAUGGCCCGGCCGGAGGUGCUGCUCCCGGGGAGCGACCAGGACGCCUCCCCCUUCCUGGACCUGCGGGGGUCCCGGCACCCAUGCGUCACCAAGACCUUCUUCGGGGACGACUUCAUCCCCAACGACAUCUUCAUCGGCUGCCCGGGCGCGGAGGAGGACGAGGGUCAUUGGGCAGGGAAGGAGAGUGCAACCUGUGUGUUGGUCACUGGACCCAACAUGGGGGGCAAAUCCACACUCAUGAGACAGUGUGGGCUGAUGGUCAUCCUGGGCCAGCUGGGCUGCUACGUGCCUGCCGAGUCCCUGCGCUUCACCCCCGUGGACAGAGUCUUCACCCGCCUGGGGGCCUCUGACCGCAUCAUGGCUGGGGAGAGUACCUUCUUUGUGGAGCUGAGCGAGACAGCCAGCAUCCUCCUGCACGGCACCAGACACUCCCUCGUGCUCCUCGACGAGCUGGGUAGGGGCACAGCCACGUAUGACGGCACGGCGAUCGCCAGUGCUGUGGUGAAGGAGCUGGCCGAACGGAUCUGCUGCCGCACGCUCUUCUCCACCCACUACCACUCCCUGGUGGAGGACCGCGCCCAGGACCCCUCUGUCAGACUAGGCCACAUGGCUUGCAUGGUCGAGAAUGAGUGCGAAGACUCCAGUCAGGAGACUAUCACGUUCCUCUACAAGUUCAUCGGCGGUGCUUGUCCCAAGAGCUAUGGCUUCAAUGCUGCCAGACUGGCCAGCCUCCCAGAGGCGGUCAUCCAAUCUGGCCACAGGAAGGCCAAAGAGUUUGAGAAGAGCACGGUCACCCUCCGGCUCUUCAGGAAGCUCUGUGCGUUUGCUGAGGAUCCCUCUGCCGGCUUGGAGCAGUUCACCCCCCUAGUUGAGAUGAUUGGCAGUCUGUGAUGGAAGCAUGCUUGGUUCCUUCCACUGACCCCACCCCUCCCAUGAGUUCUGUUUCCAUACUGUUUUUCUACCCCCCCCAUGUAUCACAACAUUCACUACUGAAAUGAUCUAAUAAAGUUUAUUUUUAAAAAUGAAA
Messenger RNA from Alosa sapidissima (American shad), 4411 nucleotides. It is a transcript of the gene msh6, whose product is annotated as mutS homolog 6 (E. coli). The transcript is spliced from 10 exons. The record is from RefSeq and is a predicted model, not a curated record. Gene Ontology annotation, molecular function: ATP binding; mismatched DNA binding; ATP-dependent DNA damage sensor activity. Gene Ontology annotation, biological process: mismatch repair. The coding region runs from base 127 to 4275 and encodes 1382 amino acids. Gene Ontology annotation, cellular component: MutSalpha complex; nucleus. Lineage: Eukaryota; Metazoa; Chordata; Actinopteri; Clupeiformes; Clupeidae.